AAACUGCGCUGCGGCUGCAUGGCGGCCAGCGGGUAUAAUAUCACCGUCAGUGCGCGACCACCGUCAGUGAGCCUGGGACGCCGAGAGCGAAGACGCAAAACGAAGAUGAAGGGACGAAUUUUCCUCCUUAUGCAGCUGCUGCACUUGGUUGUCUCCCUCAAAACGGAUUGUCCUCGGCCAUGCAUCACGCUGGACGCCUGCCCAGAGCUGUUAGCGCUGUUACGAACUGCCAACAUUAAAGUUGUACAGGAGGCUACGUGUUCCUUUCAAGGUUUCGAACCCCUGGUUUGUUGUCCAGAAUCCUCGACACCCACCCCCACGCCCACACCCACACCAGUCGUUUCCAGCCUACUGCCCGAGGUCUGUGGUCACUUUGCCCAGGACGAGAGGAUUCACGGAGGCAAUAAGACACGCCUCGGGAACUACCCCUGGAUGGCUGCUCUCGGCUACAAGAAUGCCUUUACCAACAAAGUUGACUUCCUGUGUGGCGGGUCUGUGAUCAACGAGCGUUACGUGCUCACGGCGGCUCACUGUGUGUCCUCCAAGCAGCCGGACGUCAUCCGGCUGGGAGAGUGGGACCUGUCCACUGAUUUGGAUUGCGAGACCACCGACACGGGUUUCGAGUUCUGUGCUCCUGAACCAGCACAGGACUUCAUAUACGAGGAGAUCGUGAGCCACCCAGACUACAACUCCCGUGGUCAAGUGUCAGACGACAUCGCUCUCAUUAGACUCACCACGCCUGUCGACUUUAGGCGAAACCGGUGGAUUCAGCCAGUGUGCAUGCCAGGGCAAGACUUCGACGUGCGGGCGACCGUGGACCAGAGGAACGCGGUGGUGUCUGGCUGGGGCUUCACGGAGAAUGGAACUGUUAGCGACGUGCUGCUGCAGGUGUACCUCCCCAUGGUGGACAUCGACAGCUGCAAUACUACCUACAAGGGCAGAGAAUGACUGUACUUUGUCUUGCUUACCCAGGUGUGUUUUGGGGGAGUUAAGGGCAAGGACUCCUGUGGCGGUGACUCUGGAGGCCCGUUGGUGAUCUCUGCCUCCGACGCCCCGCCCUUCACGCUGAUCGGCAUCGUCUCCUACGGGCCGAGGGACUGUGGUAGGGAGGGGGUGCCCGGCGUGUACACCUCCGUGGCCAAGUACAGGAACUGGGUUGAGCAGACCCUGAGGGAAUAGUGGGGGAGACCAGGAUGUAAGGAGAGGAAUACAUUACAUGGUUAGGAUACGCAGUGUGAGUUUUUGGCUUGAGUUUAUGCAGGAUGUUAUUUUCACCAUCACCAUAUUAUCAACAGUAUUAUUAUUAUUAUUAUUAUUAUUAUUAUUAUUAUUAUUAUUAUUAUUAUUAUUAUUAUUAUUAUUAUUAUUGGCAUCAUUAUUUACGAUAAUUUUAAUUAUGCGUACAUAUUCCUUUGAUCUCGUCUCAGUACUAUAAUUAAUGUACGUGUGAUCACAGUGCCGUGCUGUACUGUAGAGUAGCAUUCUUUGGCACUUCGAAAAGAUUGCUGUGAUUGGCAACAAGUUACUUGACAAGAAUUUGGUGCACUGAAGGAUGCAGCCCAGCCAGCAUCUGCCUCGGCUGGACAGUGUGAAAUCACCAUGGAAACAGGUUUGCACAUAACUUAAUACUUUGGUUAGGGUGAGGCAGUACAAUGUUACACGAAACGGUGAGUUACGUGGUUUUUUUUUUUGCAAGACUUAGAUGCUGCAUAGUUGUGGCGAAGAGAAAAACGCUUCCAAGGCUGCGUUAUGUCCAAUGAUACCCUGGGUGGUGAUGGUGGCGGUCAGGUGGUGGGCUGUACUAGUCACCCGUGUGGGGGACCUUUUAUCUUGCCGCUGUCACACACACGUGGACGGACCUCCUCCCACUUCAGCCAGGCGUUCCCACUUCCCCUCACCGCUAACUCGCAUCCAAUUGAAUCACAUUGGAAACACGUGGUCAACAAGCAGCAAACUACAAUAUAAUUAGUCUCCCACUGUGAUAACAUUGCUCAUUAGUCAUUAAUGUUCAUCCAUCUGUCUGUCCGUCCGCAACAUAUCAAAGUUUUCGACUAAUUUGUAUGAAAUUUUAAAGGAAACUUACGUCGUAAACCUUGAGUCAGGGGACAACAAAUUUAAAGGCGGAUCCGGAUAUUAAAACCAGUUUUCUUGUUCCUAUUCCCCCCCUGCUCUCUCUCUCUCUCUCUCUCUCUCUCUCUCUCUCUCUCUCUCUCUCUCUCUCUCUCUCUCUCUCUCUCUCUCUCUCUCUCUCCAGAUUUUCCAGCGGUAUGCGUCCACUGAGGGCGUGCUACAUUUCAUAUAUGUUUAGUAAGAAAAUUUGCUACAUUUUUAUAUGGUGCUUGGUGAGAUAGACGCUCCUUGAGUGUCUCCCGGCUACUUGUGCUGUCUUCAUUUGUGGCGGAAUAUCUUCAAAGAAUAUUUCGAUUUUUCACCGGCCAUGUAUAGACAUUUCAUGUAAGGUAUGAAUAGAAAAAUAUGAUAAUGUCUCUGUCAUUACGUCAGUUAUAAAUGUUCAACAGAGGAAAAUAAAAUUUGCUACUAACAUGUUU
Scylla paramamosain (green mud crab) is the source of this 2549-nucleotide messenger RNA. RefSeq names its product phenoloxidase-activating factor 1-like. Gene Ontology annotation, molecular function: serine-type endopeptidase activity. Lineage: Eukaryota; Metazoa; Arthropoda; Malacostraca; Decapoda; Portunidae. Gene Ontology annotation, biological process: proteolysis. The record is from RefSeq and is a predicted model, not a curated record.